AUGCUAUAUUUAGAGGACUUCCUCGAAAUGAUCGAGCAGCUGCCGAUGGACCUUCGCGAAAGGUUUACGGAAAUGCGAGAAAUGGACUUGCAAGUUCAAAACGCGGCGGAUAACUUAGACGAGCGGGUGAAGAACUUCUUCGUCAACGGAAAGAAAAUGAAAACCGAACAGCGAGACCAGGAAUACGAGAAAAUACGAAAAGAUUAUUACAAAGCAUUAGAAGAUGCGGACGAAAAAGUACAGAUCGCUAACCAAAUAUAUGAUUUGGUUGAUCGUCAUCUACGUAAAUUAGACCAUGAACUGAACAAGUUCAAAAUGGAACUGGAAGCAGAUAAUGCUGGUAUAACAGAAGUUCUUGAAAGAAGAUCACUUGAACUUGAUACACAGUCUCAACACAAUCACUUGCAGCGAGGAGAAAAGCGGAAAUACACGUCGCUAGAAAACCACGUUGAUAAGAAAGUUGCCUCUGAAAAGUUACAGACUAGAAAUAUGCUUCAUGAAGCUGUCCCAGAGUCUGCAACAGGCUAUCGAAGUAACAGCUCAACACCCCCAGCAACGUCUGCUGCAUCUACAGCAGUAGACAGUGGUGCUGGUACCACACAGUCAUCAUUACUUUCCUAUAGACUUGGACAGAUGAGUACAGGAACUAAUGCUAUUGCAUUGGCGGCAGCCCAGGCUGUGUCUAAUACACUACAGAUGCAACAAGGAAGAAGAACAGCUAGUAUACGAGCCACAUAUGAUGCACUCAAGAGUGGUGCAGAUCUAACGCAAAUGUCAGGUUAUACUGGUCUAUAUAAUAAUGCCACAUCAACUAGCUCAGGGGAACAAAAAACUGCUGAUACUACAAGGACACAGAGAAGUAAAAAACAAAAUACAAGAAACUCUUCAACAUGUCGAGCAGAACCAGUGCCAGAGGUUGUACCGCAGGAACCUGUGCCUGAACCUGUGGUUGCAGAGGCAGAUUGGACAUAUGAUCCCAAUGAGCCAAGAUACUGUAUAUGCAACCAAGUUUCUUAUGGUGAAAUGGUUGGUUGUGAUAAUGACGAUUGUCCAAUUGAAUGGUUCCAUUAUGGCUGUGUGGGUCUUACAGAAGCCCCUAAAGGUAAAUGGUAUUGUCCACAGUGUACAGCUGCUAUGAAAAGAAGAGGAAGAAAACUGUGA
Messenger RNA from Saccoglossus kowalevskii, 1161 nucleotides. RefSeq names its product inhibitor of growth protein 3-like. Gene Ontology annotation, cellular component: NuA4 histone acetyltransferase complex. The record is from RefSeq and is a predicted model, not a curated record. NCBI's taxonomy places the organism in Eukaryota, Metazoa, Hemichordata, Enteropneusta, Harrimaniidae.